AAUAUGAGAAAUCGGUGUAUGGAUAUUCAUCUACAUCUCAUGAACAUAGAAUAGACUGUAAACAGCCCUAGUCACAAGUGUCGUCGUGGGACGAUUUUGACGACAGACACCUCAUAACACGCUUUUUGCAAAGUAAUUUCUCCAUAAUUGUGAGUGAGUUUAAUUUACCAUGGCCCAAACUACCCCGUUGGUUCUACGCCUUGCAGCACUUUCUGUGAAUGCAGCAAAUAGAGCAGGUAAAAUUAUUCGGGACGUGUGGAGCCAAGGAGACCUGGGAAUCGUCGACAAGGGUCAAAAUGAUCCUCAAACAGAGGCUGAUCGUUCUUCCCAGCGCUGCAUCAUUGCAUCUCUUUUGAACCAGUUCCCCAAUGUCAAAAUCAUAGGUGAGGAGGGCUCAUGUAAUGUUGAAGUGCCCUCUGACUGGCUUGUCACUGAAGGAGACCAAUCUAUAUUGCAACUCAACUGCCCCAAAGAGUAUCAAUCUGCAACUGAUAAUGAUGUGGUUGUGUGGGUUGAUCCAUUAGAUGGUACAUCUGAAUAUACACAAGGAUUAUUAGAGCAUGUCACUGUGCUUGUUGGCAUAGCUGUUAGGGGGACAGCUGUUGGAGGAAUCAUUCAUCAACCAUAUUAUGGCCAUGCAUCUGGAGCUGAAACUCUUGGGCGCACCCUGUGGGGUAUCAAAGGCAUUGGUGUUGGUGGGUUUACACCUGCCCUUCCUCCUGCAAAUCAAAGGAUCAUUGCUACAACUAGAUCACAUUCUAAUCCAUUAGCUGAGCAAGCUAUUGCAGCUCUCAAGGCUGACAAAGUCUUGGCUGUUGGAGGGGCUGGCCACAAGGUAAUACUCUUGAUGGAAGGUAAAGCACAUGCAUACGUUUUUGCUCGAGGUGGGACAAAAAGAUGGGAUACAUGUGCUCCAGAAGUUGUUUUGGAGGCAAUGGGAGGCCGUCUGACUGAUAUGCGAGGAGUACAGUAUUUAUAUGACCAUGAUACAAACCACAACAACACCGGUGGAGUUCUUGCCACAGCCAAAGGAGAGGACCAUGAAUGGUAUAUUAAAAAUAUCCCUGAAAAUGUUCGUGAGGCUUUGAAACAGUGAUAUAAAUUUUUAUUUUAACUGGA
Messenger RNA from Thrips palmi, 1119 nucleotides. RefSeq names its product 3'(2'),5'-bisphosphate nucleotidase 1. The coding region runs from base 170 to 1096 and encodes 308 amino acids. Gene Ontology annotation, molecular function: 3'(2'),5'-bisphosphate nucleotidase activity. The record is from RefSeq and is a predicted model, not a curated record. The transcript has 6 exons. Gene Ontology annotation, biological process: phosphatidylinositol phosphate biosynthetic process. Lineage: Eukaryota; Metazoa; Arthropoda; Insecta; Thysanoptera; Thripidae.